Astyanax mexicanus (Mexican tetra) is the source of this 7674-nucleotide messenger RNA. It is a transcript of the gene spg11, whose product is annotated as SPG11 vesicle trafficking associated, spatacsin. Lineage: Eukaryota; Metazoa; Chordata; Actinopteri; Characiformes; Acestrorhamphidae. The transcript is spliced from 41 exons. Gene Ontology annotation, cellular component: synapse; axon; dendrite. The record is from RefSeq and is a predicted model, not a curated record. The coding region runs from base 261 to 7421 and encodes 2386 amino acids. Gene Ontology annotation, biological process: axon extension; axo-dendritic transport; chemical synaptic transmission.
GCAUGUGAUUGUGAUGUCAGUGAUGUGCCGGACUGGGCUGAGCUGUUUGUUUUGUUUUUCUGGAGAUUAUAUGUUGUGUUUAUGAGCUGUUUAGAGGGGCUUGUGUUCUCAUGGGUUGUGUUGAACAUGAAGAACUGAAGGCAGGCGGAGUGGAGGGGGGAGUCUGUGGGCUGCAGCUGUGUUAGCGGGGCUGAGCAGAGUCUAAAGACAGGGUUUAAAGUUGAGUAGCUUAGUGUUGAUUUUAUUUCCCUGUUUAAAACAUGUUAAGCAGGCCUGAAGCUCGAGUGCAGAAAGCUCUAGAAGUCGCACUUCUGCCUGAAAACGACUUGUGUAAAGAUGUUCACAACACGGUCAAAGCCAAAAUGGCUAAAGGCUGCUCUCUGCUGUGCUGCCUGAAUGCUGGGGGUAAGCUGGCAGUCAGUGAUGUGUCUGAGAGAGGAGGUCCUGUGCAUGUUCUCGAGGACUCACACACAGACUUUUUCUGGGAGGUGUUGACAGAGCGAGGUAAAACUGAUGGCAGCCCUCGACUCCUGACUGUGGGACCUGCAUGUGAACUCAGACUGCAUGAGGUGGAUCCAGAAAUCCCUCCCUCUCUUCUGUUUGAAUAUCCAGCACACAGACUGCUCCAGCUCCCCAAAGAAAAGGACUCCAGAGUGAAUGAACUGGUCAGUGCCAAGCUGCUGUCAUUCUCCGAUGGCCGAUGUUUCCUGCUGCUGAACAUGGCAGUUCUGGUACAGCUCCUCUAUGUGGAGGGUUCUGUAGAACCAGAGGCUGUGUCUUCUUGCCUUAUCAACUUACCACCUGAAAUUCGGGAAACAUUUGUCGACUACCAGCUCUGUAGAAGCACACUGUUUGUGCUGACCAGCACUGGAUUCAUUUAUGUGUUUGACAGUGUUGAGGGGAAGCACCUGGCCACUGUCAAUCUCCCUGAAUACUAUGCAUCAAGACAGAGAGAGGCAGAAUCUGUCACGCCUCUUUCCUCCUUCUGUCUUCUGCACAUUUCCCAAGACCUCAGCAUGGCUGUAGCAGCCACAAGUCAAAACCAAGCACUGGCCCUGGACCUCAAUGAUUAUUUCAGAAUUCAUACAGAUCAGCUGCUUUGUCAGCAGUCUCCCACCCUCCCCCCUCUCAUCCCCACAAAGCCCUGUGACCAGGACAGCAUCAGCAGUGUGGCUCACAGUCAGUCUGUACUGGGCAUCAACUUCCAAACAGACCACUCCUGGGAAGCGAGGUUAAAGCUUCUCUAUAAAAAAGCUAAAGCUACUGAACCACCAGCCCUCCGGCUGCCCUGGUAUGGAGACGUCCCCAACUCGGAGUGCCGUCGAAUGGCUGCCACUGCCAAUCUCGGUCAACCCUGUGCACCACCAGGGGGCAUCCUGACUUCCUUCACUGUACCUGAACAAACCACACCAACCAUGCUGAAUGUCUCAGAAUUCUCGGUAGUGCUUACCUUCACCUCAGCGGGCAACAGCAGCACCAUGCUGGCUCACUGGGAUCUGGAGAGUCAGAGUGUGACGUAUCACUGCGCUGAUGCUCCUGCUGCACCUGUUCGGCGCUCAGAGGAGGAACACCUCUCUCUAAUAUUGAAAGAAUCAGGCUUGUCUCUGGUGCUGUUCACGGUUUCUCAGGAGGAGCUGUUAAACAGAUUGAUGGUGUUUGGCAGUGCUGGUGUAGUGGACUCUCUCUGCCAUCUAAAUGACUGGGGGCGCUGCUCUAUGCCUAUCCAUGCCCUGCAGGCUGGGCUGAAGAAUAGGCAACUGGACAUGGUGGAUUUCUUUUUGAAGAGCAAAGAGAAUAUUCUGUGUCCACCUACAGGCUACGGUGUGCUUGAGCAGUCCCCUGCCAACACAACACAGAUGCAGCUAAAGAAUGCCCAGGAUCUGUGUCCAGCCCUGGAUCUUCUUCACUCUGCAAUCAGAGACACAUAUGCUGAAGCUCAGAGUCAACAGUUCUGUGAACAGCUGCUUAACAUUACACUCAACUUCCUUAAUACACAGAUCCGAGUCCUCCUCAGCAGCGCACCAGAGUUGGAUGCUAACUUGCAGGAGUGUGUGAAGAUCUUGAGUGGCUAUAUCUCUGAACUGCGCACCUAUUUAAGGAAAUACCCCUGGUUGGUAGGCGGCGAUCAGACUCCUGCCCCUAAACAACCACCUGACAUGACCAUGGAGGAAUUGUGGGAAUCACUGUCUGUGGAGGAUGUGGUCAAGCAGGCAAUUUUGUGCAGCGAGAUCCCGCGUGCACAGGCGUAUCUGCGCAAACACAGCUGUCCUGAGCAGAAGCUGGAAGAGCUAAGGAGAACAGGCCUGAGACUGGCCUUUAACUGCCUUACACACAGAGACCUGCAGCAGGCCACUACACUGCUCACUAAUAUGGGUUUUAAUGUGAAAGAACAGCUUCACAGUAUCUGUGUGUACACAGCCGAUCGAGACCUCAGGGCAUAUAUGGUGGAAGAAUUGAAGAGGCAGAAUCACCUCUCUUCUGAGGAGAUGGAGAAAGUGGAGUUCAUUAAACAGAUUGAGAAUUUGUGCUCAGCGCCAGCAGCAAGAUGUUUAAAGGCUGUUGACAAGAACAGAGUUCUUCAAAUAAGCCAAUCAGAGGUGGAGAACCGGGCAUUGCUGCAGGAGAUGCACGGACCACUAUCUUCCUCCUUCCAGUCCCUGCUGGGAUCUGUGCGUUUGGACUGGGUUAGACACUGGGAUAACAACACACAGAAAACUGUGCUCCUCUCCAGACUUCCAGAGCCCUUGUUGGGCUCCUGUGAUCCAGCUGUGCUGUGGUCAUACCUCACCUCCCUUCAUGACCAGACCCGCAACACUGCAUGGCUCACCAGCAUGGCAGCGCAGGACAGAGAGAACACUGCUGCCCCCCAGUGGCCUGCUCUCACUGCAGAUAUUGUGAAUGGAAACACCUGCUGCAGUGGCUACAUGAGAGACCAAAUCCUCGACAUGCUCGCCAGGCAAGAGGUGUUUGUGCAGUCAGAGAUUUCUGAUUUUGAGCAGUUGUUGUGGAGGCUGGGUCAGGCUGGAGGGGUAAUGAGGGGUAACAGCGGCCCUCCUGUCCCACAGUUCAGUGCAGCCCAAGGCCAGGACUUCCAUACACACUUUAUUCAGCACUGUCUGGAGAACAGUUUACACUACCUGCUCUAUACCUACCUGGAGCACUACAGGCUGACACCCAGUAAUUGCCCUGCUGUUGGGGACAGAGGUUUGUAUGAGAUUUAUCCCUGGUUUGAGAUGAUGGUCAAACUGCAGAGGAUUACAAGAGACCUCACAGACCCAGAGCGAGUGUUCCAGGCCAGUCUGACCAGUGCACAGGUGCUUUUGCCAGGCAGUCAGGCUAGUGUUAGCAGCAUGCUGCUAGAGGGACAUAGCCUCCUUGCACUCUCCACCAUAAUGUUUGGACCAGGAGGUAUUGAUCAGGUGGUGAAAGAGGGUGAGAAAGGUCAGGACGCUCUGUGCAGAGUCGACCCACAGCUCCUGAGGAUGGCUCUGAGUCCUUACCCCAAACUCAAAGCUGCUCUUUUCCCCCACAGUGGCUCAAGAGCCUCUUCAGCUUGUGAUAUAUCCAUUUACCAACUCAUGCAGUGUUUGCACCCCUUGGAUCCCUCCAGACUGUUUGGGUGGCAGUCUGCCAACACCUUAGGCAGCGCCGAAACGUCCACUGAGCUUCCCCAUUUCUCCAGCCCUCACCUGGUCAACAAGUACGCUCUCAUUGAAAACCUGGACUUCUUGUACUACCUGCAGCACGGCAGACCUUCUUUUGCCUAUGGAAUUGUCAUUAUUCAGCAUCUGGCUAACUCCAACAAUAUGAAGCUGCAGAUUAGUCUGGCUGUGGAGCAGGCAUACACUCUGGGUCUUCUGAAUUUCAGCUCUCCAUCUGUAGCAGCAGCUUGUGUGUGUUUCUGUGAGCUGUUGGGUGUUUGCAGUCUGAAACUGAGGGUUGACCUCAAAGCCCUCAAUCUCAUCCUCAAGCUCUGGAGUCAGAACUGUGAGGAGAGCAGCUUAGCCUCACUCAGACAGUCUCUGGUGGAGAAGGUGAAUAAGCUGGUAGCAGCUGAGAGGAAGACUGCUGAAGAACUGCUGCUACAUCUGGAAGGAGCAGUGAGGGACAACGUGGAAAGGAGAUGCAUUAGCAGGUCAUCGUAUGAGGCGGGACAGGAGUGGGCUCUUCCUGUCCAGUUCUGCCACCUGCAUGAUCUGCCCCUUAGUGCUGGCUAUCUACGAGACUGUGCCAGUGAUGGCCAGUGGCUUAACUUCCUGCUGUUUGUGCAGCUUCACCAGUACCCUCCACAGCAGGUCAGAUCACUGGUGACUAGCUUCACUCCAGCCCUGCAGGCCCACCUUUUCCUGGCCUUCCAGGAUCUUCAGGUCAUCAGACCUCAGGGAGCCAUGGAGGUCCAGGGGGAUUCUCUCCCCCCUCUGCCAAUGGAGGAAAGCUCUGAAGCACCUAAAGAUCUGUUCCAGGUGCUGUUAGAGAGCCAGGAGAAGACCAGCCCCUGGAGACAUCUGCUGACUGAAGCUGUGGAGCAGCACAGUCCUCCACUUACAGUGCUGGCAGCAUGUAACCAGGAUGCUGAGCUCUUGCAGUGCUUGUGUGUGUGGAUCCUGACCUCAGUCGAUGAAGAAGUUGCCCAGGAGGCCACCUCACACAUCAAUGAGAAUCCAGGCCAUCACACAUGGAACCUUCAUGACCUGUCAGUCUUAUGGAAAACUCUCCUCCGCAAGUGCAAGAUCAGACCUCUGAUCCGUGGCUUCCAGCUCUUCCAGCGGGAGUCUCCACUGAUCCACAUGCUGCAGAUGUUCGAGCUAUGCUAUGACUAUAAAAGCUACCAGCGUGCCGAAGAGAAGCUACUGGAGUUCCAGAAGUGUCUACUUAAUUUGAGGAGCAGUGGGAGUGUGCUGGGUCUGGAGUGUCUGCCGGUGCAGUGGGUGGAGUCUCAGGCCUCAGUUCUGCUGCUCACACUCAUGCAGCAGUGUGAGACACAGUAUGAACUGCGCAGGCUGCUGCAGCUGCUGGCCAACAUGGAGCGUCUGCUCAAGUCGAAUGGUCCUGAUUUUAAGAAGCUGAGUCAGUUGAGCCAGAUCCUGGCAGAGACUCCUGUGUGUCUGUCCUCCUGCCUGCUGGAGGACUAUACCCCUGAGAGCCUGCAGGGGGAGUGCCAAAGCAUGCUGGAGGAGCUGCAGGAGCUGGGGCUCUUCUCCCAGGCCAGGAGAGUGGCUGAACUGGCAGGGCUGCCUAUAGACCGCCUGAUUGUUAAUGAGCUACUGCGGGACUUGGAGGUGCAGAAGGCCAAGCGCCAUUGGGAGAGGCAGGAUACCCGACUGGCCUUCUGGAAAAGAUGCCACGAUCUGUUCAAGACCGACAGCAUUGGGGCAGAAGCAGCCUGCCAGUUCUUUCUCUCUCAGGCUGAGGAUCCUUUGAAGAAGGAUACAGAGCUUCUUCAUGUGCAAGAACGCUGCCUCUUGCUGGGUUUGGCUGGUCACUGGCUUUCCCAGUGCAGAUCCUCCUCUACUGCACACCGCUUGUCUCAGCUGGAGAAGCAGCAGUGGCAGUGCCGUGUCCGCCGGCUGGUCCUGACCACUGCGCUGGAGCAAGAGAGCCUGUUUGCUCCAGCCUCUGUGGUGGUGGAAGACUCCUUUGACUGCCUCCUUAGAGAAUACUCCUUCUCCAAAAUGGCCAUUCUGAACAGCCCAACAUAUUUAAACCUGGAGGGACUUCCAACUUCUGAGGAGAGCUGCCCCCUAGUAGGAGAAGAACAGAAAGCUUUGACCACUCUAGUAGGCCAGCUUUUGGACGAUGGGAGUGUUCAUGAAGCGAGCCGUGUGUGUGGAUACUUUGAGCUGUACCACAGGGAUUUGAAGCUGGUGCUGCAGUGUCGGGGCUUGGCUUGUGGAGAGCUGCAGCCAGGCCUGCAGGAACUUCUCAGCCCCAACGUAGAGAGCAGGAGUCUCCCCAGUUGCUCUAGCACCAGUAGUCUGUCCUCCUUUGUGGUGGUUUCCUCCCCUGAAGACCAGGUCCUCUCUCAGCUCCAGCUGCUCGUUGAACAGUGCCGCCAUGGCAAGAGCUACUGCAAGCAGGUCCUCAGCCUCUACGAGCUCUCCAAGGAGCUGCAUUGCUCUUAUGGUGAGAUAUCAUCUGAAGAGCCAGAGGCAGUUCUUCGGAAAGUGCUCCUGUCCCAGCAGCCGGAACGCUAUAAGAAAGCCCAGGCCUUUAUCAGUGUCCAGGGAUUACAGCCAGACACUGUAGCCCAACUCAUAUCCUCCACUGUGCUGGAAGGACUACUGGCUUCUUCACAGGAUGAGACGGCAGAGCGUAAUAUAUACAGUCCAUCUGAAGGUAGAGAAGCCUUCCUGCAGCUGGCCAAACUGUGUGGCGACCCCAACCUGGUGGGCAGCAAGUUGUUGGACAGCAUCCCCACUGUCCCUCUGGCUGAACUGGGCUGCACUGUCGAGUUGCUGAUCUUGGCCCAUGACUGCUUCAGUCUCACUUGUAAUAUGGAGGGUAUCGUCAAGGUCCUUCAAGCUGCCAGGCACCUCAGCCAUAAACACCUGGCACAUGGGGAGGGAUACGGACUCCUGGUGCGACUUCUGACUGGUAUUGGAAGAUACAAUGAAAUGACUUAUGUCUUUGAUCUUGUCAACCAAAAUCACCGUUUUGAGAUGCUGCUGAGGAAGAAAGUAGAGUCGAACACCAGAUUAAAGACUGCUUUGCUGGACUACCUUAAGCGCUGUUUACCAGGGGACAGUGAGAAACACAACAUGGUAGCUCUAUGUUUCAGCAUGCGCAGAGAGAUCGGGGAGAACCAUGAAGGAGCUGCUCGGACUCAACUCAAACUCAUCGAGUCACAGCCUUGGGCCGUCACCCCGGAGCUCAAAAGUGGUCUGGAGAAAGUUCUCUUUUUGCUGAAAGAUGCUGUGGAAAGUUACUCUAAGGACUCGUGCAUGCGACAAGCUCUGCGAUGUGUGAAACUGGCUAAACUCAUCACCCUGCAGCUUCACUUUCUUAAUCAUGGACAGGACCACCGUGUUGUUAACCUGAGACCACCAGAACUACUCAAUGCUAUUGUGGCUCUGCCACGCUGUUACCAGGCAUUUGUAGUAGCAGAGGCGUACGAUUACAGUCCUGACUGGGCAGAGGUUCUGUAUCAAAAAGUGAUUCUGAAAGGAGAUUUCUCUUACCUGGAGGAGUAUAAGCAGCACAGACAACUUUCAGCCAAUCUGUUUGAUGAGAUCUCCAAAAAACUGUUAAAAAACAAGCCCCCAAACAGUGCCAGUCAGAACCUGAAGAAACUCCUCCAGCACUGUGAAGAUGUCUACACCCACUACGAACUAGCCUACAAUCAUAAGUUUAUCGAUGUGGCCAACAUGCUUCUGCAGGACUCUAAAACAAACAGUUAUCUUAGUGACAGACUAAAAACCUAACACCUCAUGUACACACUUCUUCCCAACAGUUCUCUUCCUUUUCCUUUUCUUUUGUGCUUUGGUGACCUUCCAUAACAAUAUUUCAUUCACAUCUUCACAUCUUCCACAACAGAAUUUAACAAGUAUGGAUUUGUGAUUAGGUACAAGGGUUGUGGGUCAUCUGAUCAAAGGAAGUUGUUUUGUAAGCGUUUAAAUGAAAUAAAUGACUGUAAAUGUAAAUAUUUAAGAGAUUAAAUCUAACUUUGCUAAUUUA